AUGUCUUUCCUCGGUGGCCCAGAGUGCUCGACCGGGAGCAACCCGCUCAGUCAGUUCACCAAGCACGUCCAUGAUGACAAGUCACUCCAGCGUGACAGGUUGGUGGGGCGGGGUCCAGGGCUGCAGGAGGGGAUGAGGACGCAGACGGGAGGUCCUGGAGGGGAUCAGAUGUUAGACGAAUUCGCCCAGCAACCCUCACAACUGCCACAUGGCCCUGGCCCCGCUUCUCCAUUCGCCAUGGAGCAGAUGCGGCGAGAAUUGGAACGAGCCCACGGCGGCGGUUCCCCUGCGUGGGCAGCUGAGUUCGAUCCUGGGGUGGAAGCACCGCAGCAUAUGGAUGCAGGCUUCCACGGCCCCGGAUUCAACCCCGCCGAGUUCGCGAAAUACCAGCAGAUGAACUCGAGCCCGGUCGCGCACACAUCUAGCGCGGGCGUCUCCGCUGCCCCGUCGAUGAUGAACCAGAGUCCGAUGGGCUACGGUAUGGGCGGUAUGGGCAUGAGCGGUAUGGGUAUGGGCAUGGGUAUGGGCGGCAUGGGCAUGAUGGGCGGACAGUACAACCAGAUGGGAUACCAACAACCGCAACAACCUCAGCAGGCCGAAGGGAAGGGCAAGGCACGGAUGGUCGAGCUUGACGACCAAGAUUGGGAGGCACAAUUCGCAUCUCUCGAUGCCCCGCAAACGGAAGAAGAUGUGGACGAGCAGGCUCGAAGAGACAUAGAGCGAGAGUUGGGAGAUCUAGACAGGUCAGUCCCCCAAAAUCAAGACCCUAUCAACGAGACGGACGCGUUUGAGGAUUUUGAAUCCAUCUGGCGAGGCAUAAAAGCUGAAACGGCGCACGCCAGGGCGCUCGUGGACGAAGAGAACACGUUUCCCUCGGAACUGAAUAUGGACGGGUUGGAUCAGUGGGAUAGCUUCGAUGGUCUGAACACCCAUUCCUCCCUGCGAGAUCCACAGUUGGGCGAAUAUCUAUUCGAGGAACACAAUCCGUUCGAAUCGCACGUGGAUCCAUUUGCGGAGGGGAUGGAUAUUAUGGACAACGGUGGGAACCUCAGUCUUGCCGCGCUUGCAUUCGAAGCUGCCGUCCAACGGAACGCAGAUCACGUUGAUGCGUGGGUUAAGUUAGGGACCGCGCAAGCCCAGAACGAAAAGGAAUCGCCGGCGAUUCGAGCUCUGGAACGGGCACUCACAUUGGAUCCAUCCAAGCUUGAAGCGCUCAUGGGACUGGCGGUCUCCUACACCAACGAAGGUUACGACAGCACCGCAUACCGGACCUUGGAGCGCUGGAUCUCUGUUCGAUAUCCCGCCCUAAUCACUGGACCCCUCGACUCCGGCACCGACCUCGGCUUCACCGACCGCCACCAACUUCACGAAAAGGUGACCGAUCUAUUCAUCCGCGCCGCCCAGAUGUCUCCCGAAGGCGAGCAGAUGGACCCCGAUGUCCAAGUCGGCCUCGGCGUGCUCUUCUACGGCGCCGAAGAGUACGACAAAGCCGUCGACUGCUUCAGCGCCGCGCUCGCCAGCACCGAAGCCGGCACCACCAACCAGGAAAGCACCCUGCACCUCCUCUGGAACCGUCUCGGCGCCACGCUGGCCAACAGCGGCCGCAGCGAAGAGGCCAUCCAAGCCUACGAGCGCGCCCUCUCGCUCCGACCAAACUUCGUCCGUGCCCGGUACAAUCUCGGCGUUUCGUGCAUCAACAUCGGAUGCUACGAGGAGGCCGCGCAGCACCUGCUGGGCGCCCUGGCGAUGCACCGCGUCGUCGAGCGCGAGAGUCGCGAGAAGGCGAAGGAGCUGAUCAGCUCGGCGGGCGGCGACGGCGGCGACGGGGCGAACAUUAGCGAUGCGGACGUGGAUCGGAUUUUGCUGCAGAACCAGAGCACGAACCUGUACGAUACCCUGCGACGCGUGUUCAGCCAGAUGGGACGGCGGGAUUUGAGCGACAUCGUUGGACCGGAGAUGGACGUCGACCGGUUUCGGGGGGAGUUUGAAUUCUGA
This is a messenger RNA of Eremomyces bilateralis CBS 781.70, 1995 nucleotides long. Its product is annotated as TPR-like protein. The coding region runs from base 1 to 1995 and encodes 664 amino acids. NCBI's taxonomy places the organism in Eukaryota, Fungi, Ascomycota, Dothideomycetes, Eremomycetales, Eremomycetaceae. Gene Ontology annotation, cellular component: peroxisomal membrane; cytosol. The transcript has 2 exons. Gene Ontology annotation, molecular function: protein binding. Gene Ontology annotation, biological process: protein import into peroxisome matrix, docking. The record is from RefSeq and is a predicted model, not a curated record.